This is a messenger RNA of Colletotrichum acutatum, 1728 nucleotides long. RefSeq names its product cytochrome P450. The transcript is spliced from 2 exons. Bases 1 to 1728 code for a protein of 575 amino acids. Gene Ontology annotation, molecular function: oxidoreductase activity, acting on paired donors, with incorporation or reduction of molecular oxygen; heme binding; iron ion binding. The record is from RefSeq and is a predicted model, not a curated record. Lineage: Eukaryota; Fungi; Ascomycota; Sordariomycetes; Glomerellales; Glomerellaceae.
AUGGCGGGACUCGCCGUAUAUGCGGCCAUCGUCGCUGCUAUUGCCAUCUCUAUUCGCAUCUUCUACCUUCGACUCUUGCCCAGACCGAUAUCAGGGGGACCUCCAUACAACCUCGAUUCUUCCAAACGAAUCCUCGGAGAUGCGCCAUACUUCAUCGAACUCGAGAAUGCGGGCGAAUACUGGCUCAAGUUUUUCACGCAGCUGCUCACGAAGCACAACACCCCAAUUGCCCAAUUCUUCCCUGGACCUUUCGACAGGACCCAUAUCGUCAUUGCUGAUUAUCGCGAGGCUCGCGACUUGAUGUCGAAGCGGGGCAAGGAUCUCGGUCGUGGGGUUACCAACGACAUAACAUGGAACAGCGUGAUUCCGGGCCACUUCAUCUCCAUGGAAGAUUCGCAUCCUUCUUUCAAGGACACCAAAUUCCUGACUAAAGAUCUCAUGACACCAAGCUUCUUACAUGGGGUGUCGGCACCAGCUUCACAUAAAAUGGUUCACAAAUUCAUAGAGCUGUGGAAAACUAAAGCCGCCAUCGCUAAUGGCCGGCCGUUCGAGGCCGAUGCUGAUCUCGAGGCUUUUACCUACGACAUCAUGAACGCUGCGGCUUUUGGCACCUCUGUGGAAGAUAGCUACACUAAUGAGAGACUCGUGUUGCUUCCCUCGCAAAACGGAUCCGAAGCGCCCAAGUCUGAUGCCGCACAAAUUGCAGAGUUCCCGAAGAACUUCCCGCCACAUCUCCUAUUCGCCCUGAACACUCUCAACGAGAGAAUUAACGGUGCCUUCCGCGCACUCAUCCCCAAGCUCUUCUUUCUCUACGACAACAAUCGACCGACUAUCCGUCGGGCAUUUGGCUUGAAGAAAAGCAUUCUCCAGUCUCACAUCGACCGCUCCGUCGCGAAAUUGUCCAGCAGUAAUAGCUCAAAGGAGGAAUUUGCCUCGGCAGUGGACUAUAUCGUCUCGCGUGAGAUUUCAGCGGCAAAUGCCGCAGGCCGAGAGCCAGUCUUCAACUCGGCAAGGAUCCACGAUAUGAUCUGGGGCUACCUCGUCGGCGGGCAGGAUUCUACGCACAGUACGCUCUGCUUCACGGUCAAAUACCUAGGCAUUCACCAGGACAUUCAGUCCAAGCUACGAGAGGCGUUGCGGCUUGCAUACCCAGAUUCAGUUGCAGAGAAGCGGGAGCCUACAGUCGACGAGAUUACCAAGACUCACGUCCACUACCUCGAUGCAUUCAUUGAAGAGACUCUGCGUCUGAGCAGCCCCGCUGGAGCCAUAAUGAAGGAGACGCUCGUCGACAUGGACAUGUUUGGGUAUCGCAUACCCAAGGGAACACCGCUUGUCUUUCUCUUGGCGGGGCCAACGGUCUCAGAAGCCGGUGCGAAAGUCGACGAGGCGAAGCGUAGCGAAACAUCGCAAAAGGUCGCCAAUGAGGGUGUCGGAGAUUGGGCGCUGACCGAAUACCCUCCAGAAGAACUUCACCCAGAACGCUGGUUACAGCCUGACGAGAAGGGCGAAAUCGUGUUCAACAACAGAGCUGGCCCGUUUAUGAGUUUCAGUUACGGUCCGCGAGGAUGCUGGGGCAAGAGACUGGCGUACAUGGAGUUGAAGCUGAUUAUUACACUCUUGGUUUGGAACCUGGACUUUAUGGGGUUGCCUGCUGGGUUAGAGGAUGAUGCGCUUCUUGAGGGCAUAUUCACGAAGCCCAAGUCAUGUUUGGUGAAACUAGGAUUAUGA